UUACAAACAUGCAGCUUCUGUCUUCACAAGAUCUUAACUGCAGUGGCGUGGAUUAUUGUGAUGUUUGUAUCGGCUAUUUGAUAAAACCAAAUGUAGCUACUUUAUCUGUAGAUGUGUUUGGAGGGGAAAAAAAACAAUUCCAAAAGAGAGUCCGAUUUCAUUUAUUAUGUAUGCAAUUGUAUCACCGUCCUUUAUUAAUACUGUCCAUAGCAUUUCCAGAGUUGAUAUGUCCGUGCACGUUAAAAAAGACCAGAAUGCAGCAUGGGGUGCGUCUCGCGGAUCUCACCACAGAAUGUGUUUUCAGAAGCAGAGAGAUUCAUCAAAGCUGGAGAAGGAGAAGACGUCGAAGAGCGGAAAACUGAAGAGAGCGAAGAAGAACAAGCACGACGUGGAGGCAGAAAUCGCUGCCGGAGUACAGGCUAAAAAGAGUAAGAACAAGGGCCAUGAGCUGCAGUUCUCAGCGGUGAAGUUCGAGGACUUCGGCGGCAGUGAGGAAACUCUAGAGGAGGUCUGUAAGCUGCUGAUCCACACGAGGCAUCCGGAGGUGUACCAGCGGCUGGGAGUGGUUCCUCCGCGGGGGUUCCUGCUGCAUGGCCCGCCGGGGUGUGGGAAGACCCUGCUGGCUCAGGCUGUGGCUGGAGAGGUGGGCCUGCCGAUGCUGAAGGUCUCGGCUCCGGAGCUGGUGUCAGGAGUCUCCGGAGAAUCAGAGCAGAAGCUGCGGGAACUGUUUGAGCAAGCCAUAGUAAGAGUCACACUCCGGCCGGUACAGUACAUGUCAGUUGUUCUCUGGUCUAAAGCUGUGAACUACACAGGGAAGCCCGUCAGUUGUUCGUCUUGCUGUCAGAAAGCAGAUCUGGAGCAGCUGCUGUCGUUGUUGAAGAGGAACGAGGCUCUGAGCGAGGAGCAGCUCUCUGGACUCUGUGUGCUCAUGUCAGACUUCAGGACCUCGUUAGCCAGAGUCCAGCCGUCUGCGAAGCGCGAGGGGUUCGCCACUGUCCCGGACGUCACCUGGGAAGACGUGGGCGCGCUGCAGGACAUUCGUGAGGAGCUCAACAUGGCCAUCAUGGCUCCCAUCAAUAACCCCGAGCAUUUCCGAGCUCUGGGUCUGAACACGCCUGCUGGAGUGCUGCUCGCUGGACCGCCCGGAUGCGGAAAGACCCUGUUAGCCAAAGCUGUUGCUAAUGAGUCAGGCUUAAACUUCAUCUCUGUCAAGGGUCCAGAGCUGCUCAAUAUGUAUGUGGGUGAGAGCGAGCGGGCCGUCAGACAGGUCUUCCAGAGGGGCAGGAACUCAGCGCCGUGCGUCAUCUUCUUCGAUGAGAUCGAUGCACUUUGUCCUCGCCGCUCCGAGCAUGAGUCAGGAGCCAGCGCUCGCGUCGUAAACCAGCUGCUCACCGAGAUGGACGGCAUGGGGAACCGCCAGCAGGUUUUCAUGAUGGCCGCCACCAACAGGCCAGAUAUCAUUGACCCCGCUGUACUCAGACCAGGACGACUGGACAAAACUCUGUAUGUGGGUUUACCGCCUCCCGCAGACAGACACGCCAUAUUGGUCACGAUUACUAAGAACGGCACCAAACCACUUCUAGAUUCAGAUGUCAAUCUCGAGGAAAUUGCCCAUGAUGCACGUUGUGAGAGUUUUACAGGUGCAGAUCUGUCGGCGCUGGUGCGAGAGGCGUGUGUUAACGCUCUGCGAGUUCACCUGAGCUCACGACCAGCUCAAGCACACACAGAGCCGGUGAAGGACAUCCGAGUGAGCCGAAUUCACUUCGAAGACGCCUUCAAGAAGGUGCGACCGUCUGUGUCCAAGAAGGACCAGAUAAUGUAUGAAAAACUGAAAGAGACCCUCACAAGAUGACAACCGUUGAUCAGAAAUCUACAUUUGGAUUCCAUUUUUAUUACUAAGAAUAAAAAAGAUGAUAAACUGUUUGAGAGUUUUCUCCUGAUCAUUGUUUUGUGCAUUUGUCUUCGUUCAGGGGAGAUUUCAGCAUUUUUUUUACAUGAUCAAACAUUUCAUAUGCAAUAAAGUGUAUAUUAGAAACUGUUUCAGUGUUUUAACAAACAUUACAUGACGCGUUAAGUUUUUUUUUUGUACAUGUAGACUGAACUUUAGUUUUAUAGAUUUUUACCUGUUGUGUUUUUGGAACGGAACAGACCCUUAACAGAAAACACAACAUUGUAGUUCAGUGUUUUUCUUCCAGAAUGACUAUCAUUCAAAUGUAUCCCUGACUGAUCCAUCAUGAACUGAAGCACCAGCAAUCUUUGAGAGGUUUGAGAAAGAUCUUGUGUGUAUAUAUAUGCACUACUAGUCCAAGGAUUUGACACACUUAAAACUUUUAUUUCUUAUUAAACCUAUAUAUAACGACCUGCUUGAAAUUGUUUUUUUUGCAUACAAAUAUAAAUCGUCUUAUUUCCCAAAUGAACAAGUUGUCAAUUGUCUAAACCUUUGAUCAGUAGAGUACUCCAAUUCCACUAUUCAGGGUUAAAAUGCAUAUCAAAUAUUUCUGAUGGAUGACAGUAACAAUCAUUAGACACCAGCUCAAAUUUAUUAAGGCUUUUCAGUUUCGUGAUACAAAACGUAUAAAUGUUGACCACUCAAAACUUCAUUCACUGUUAGCCAAGGUGUGUCAAUUCACGAAAUAAAGAAGUAUAACAGAGGCUUGAACACACAGGCCUCUUCACCAAACCACCAGAUUUGGGCGUCUAUUAAUGAGAUGAGUAGCAUUAAUCACUUUUGAGUACUUGAAGACCCACUGCACUGAACCUCUCCAAAACCCGAAACACGCGAGUCAGAUUAUCUGGACAUUAUCGGCCGAUGCCGACGUUUACAUUUAAAGCCUUUAUCGGCAGAUUCCGAUAACAUUGAGCAUCCCUACUUCCACGCAGGAGUAAAUGCAGAACAAAACAAUUGCUUAAAACUAAAAGCGUCUGAAUGUUCAGACCAUGUGUAACAGAGGAGCUCAAACGUUUUGGUUCACAAUUAAAAUUCGACAGCACACUUGCUAAAAAAAAA
Molecule: messenger RNA, 3007 nt
Organism: Sinocyclocheilus grahami
Lineage: Eukaryota; Metazoa; Chordata; Actinopteri; Cypriniformes; Cyprinidae
Gene: nvl
Product: nuclear VCP like
Exons: 15
Coding region: 167-1852 (561 amino acids)
Biological process (GO): ribosome biogenesis
Cellular component (GO): nucleus
Molecular function (GO): preribosome binding; ATP binding; RNA binding
Source: RefSeq, a predicted model, not a curated record